Messenger RNA from Amyelois transitella, 2846 nucleotides. Its product is annotated as SAFB-like transcription modulator. Gene Ontology annotation, cellular component: nucleus. The transcript is spliced from 18 exons. Gene Ontology annotation, molecular function: sequence-specific DNA binding; RNA binding. Bases 133 to 2334 code for a protein of 733 amino acids. The record is from RefSeq and is a predicted model, not a curated record. Lineage: Eukaryota; Metazoa; Arthropoda; Insecta; Lepidoptera; Pyralidae. Gene Ontology annotation, biological process: regulation of transcription by RNA polymerase II; regulation of mRNA processing.
UCGCCAUCGCUAUUUUGACGUGACGUGACGCCAUUUGCUUUCCAUCAAAUUCUGUUUUCGUGUGAUUUUCGUAGGUGUGGAAAUUUAACUCAGUGGAUAUUAUUAGAAAGUUGCUUAAAAUAACGUCUGGCAAUGUCGGACCAAAAGCGUUUACUUAAAGAUUUGAGAGUUAUAGAUUUGCGCUCAGAAUUAGAAAAGCGUAACCUGGAUAAGAGCGGGGUACGCGGCGUGCUCAUACAACGUCUUACAAAGUAUCUGGAAGACCAAGGUGAGGACCCAACAACUUUCAAAUUUGAACUCGCUAUUGAAGCCAAGACUCCAUCUAAAAAAACUCGCCGCUCGGAGAGUGUAGUAGAACAGGAGUCUGAAGAGACGCCGGCAAUGGAAGAUAUGAUUGUACAAGACGAUGCGGGAGAGGAAGAGGACACUGAACAAACAGUCCUUAAGCAAGAGGUUAAAGAUGAACAACCCGAAGAAAAUAUGGAAGUAGAUAUCAAAUCACCACGGAAACGCGAAAUAAAAGAUGAGCCGGAGGCCAGGGCGGCUAAGAAACCAUGCUUGGAAACUGUCAAAUGUGAAGAUGAUCAAAAAGCUGAAAACAACACAGAUGCAGAAGAUAGUAUCAACUUAGAUCUUGGUGAAGAUGAACUUCUUAAUGAAGAGACUGACAAUGCUACAAAAGACAACCGAAUUGAUGAUGGCGAGCUGCAGGGGUCUGGUGAAGCUGCAGGCGACGACUCGGUUCCGGCGGACGGCGACGCGGCUAACGACGCGGUGCCCGACAAUAACGAACAACAAGUAAACAGCGACGCCCCUGCCACUAGCAAUGAUGUGGAGAAAAAUGAUAAAGACCAAAAAGAUGAGAAAGACAAAGAUAAUGAAGGUGAUAAGAAGGACAAAAAAGACGAUGGCAAAGAGGGUGGCGCGCGCAACCUUUGGGUUAGCGGCCUGUCAGGAGACACUCGUGCUAAGGACCUUAAGCAGUUAUGCAGCAAACAUGGAAAAGUGAUUGGAGCCAAAGUGGUAACUAAUGCGAGAACUCCAGGAUCGAGAUGCUAUGGCUAUGUCACCAUGGCAAGCGCACAAGAUGCUGAGAAUUGCAUCAAAAAUCUUCAUCGGACUGAAUUACACGGUCGCAUGAUUUCCGUGGAAAAAGCCAAAUCGGAGUCUGAAUCCUCAUCUCGCCGUCAGCCAUCGCGUUAUGAACGGCGCUCCAGUAAAGACCGGAUUAACGAGUCAAAGGAAAAUGAGGAGGGUAAAGAUGGAGCGGACAAAACCGGAGAUAAAGUGAAGAAAGAAGGCGAAACUUCCGGAGAUGAAAACUUACGAUCUACCUCACGCACCCGGGAGAAGUCUCAUCGCUCUGACAAAGAUAGACCUAGGCGCAGCACCAGAAGUCGAGAGCGCAGACGAUCGCCCAGAGAAGUGCUGUCCUUCUCUAAAAUAUGGAAAGAGCGAGACGUGGCGCGCGCCCGCGAGCGCUCGCGCGCCGCGCGCGAGGAGGAGCGGCGGCGGCGCGCGGCCGAGGACGCGCUGCGCGAGCGCGAGCGCAGGCAGCGCCAGGAGAAGCACCGGCUGGAGCUGGAGAGGGAGAAACUGAGGGCUGAGAGAGAGAAAAUAGAGCGGGAAAAGAAUGAACUACUCCGCUUGGAACGCGAGCGCCAUAGACUGGAAAGGGAAAAGUUGGAACUGGAGAGAUUGGAGCUCAAGAGGGCACAACUGAGGUUGGAGGAGGAGCGGCGCAAGCGCGGCUACGAGGGCGCGGCGUUCCGCAAGGCGGCCAGCCCGCCCGAGCCCGCCUACGAGCGCGACGCCCGCCACAAGCGCGCGCCGCCGCCGCUGUCGUCGCGCGGCAGCCAGUUCGAGGCGCCGCCGCCGCCGCGCUUCGACAUCGCGAGCGCGGCGUACGAGCGCGGCGACAAGCGCGAGCGCGACCGGGACUACAAGCGAGACUAUCCCAGACACGUCUCUUCUAGCAACAUGAAAUACCCUAGUAAUGGCAGCACAAAUGAUGACAGCCGACAGACGAUGCCCCCCGCUACCAGGCCUAAAGAACCAGGGCGGUCGUACGAGCCCCGCGACACGCGGCCGUACCGGCCGUCGCCGCCCGGCAAGCCCGAGCCGCGCAGCUGGAACCCCAGCGCCAGGUAUCCCGACGCCGCCGCACAGUCCAAAGGCGGCAGUGGCGGUGGCAGCGGCGGCGGAGAAGGCUGGUCCGGGGAGCCGCGCUACGGGUACGAGGCGCGCUACCCGCCGCAGUACCAGCCGCCGCCGCCCGGCGCCGCCUACCCCGACCGGUACGCGCAGGCCAGGGAAUACCCGCGCAAGUACUAGUCAGUAACACUUAUUUUAUACUGAUUAUCCGUGUAAGAUAACCACAUGCAUGUGAGCCGCCGAAGUGGCUGACCAUUAAAAAAAUGUAAAUUAUUGGCUAGGAAAAUUGGUAUUACCACAUAUCUUUUUUCUAAUGUAAAGUAGUACUUUUAAGUUUAUUUGAAAUAUCUGUCAGAUUUUAUUGUAAUGACAACUAGGUACUGACUGGAAAGCAUUCCUCCUGUGAAUUGUAGUUUAUCUACCUACAUCACAUUGAAUGUUUAUUAUUUGUAUGUGAUUUUGCAUUAUGGAUUAUCAAGUGUUUGUACAAUAAUAUAUCUCGGAAUUAUUUUUAUUUGAGGUCAAUAAAAUAAGCUUAGCAUUUAUGUAGCCUUUUUGUCAUGUUUUUUGUCUUCUUAAGAUUGUGGCAUGAAUCAGAAAUGGAAAAAGGAAGGUUUGACUGUCAUUGUGUACAUUUUAAGAAAUGUUAGGUUUAUGUGUUAGAAGAAAUAAAUAAAGACAUUUAAACUGUU